Messenger RNA from Aspergillus puulaauensis, 1683 nucleotides. RefSeq names its product 5'-methylthioadenosine/S-adenosylhomocysteine nucleosidase family protein. The record is from RefSeq and is a predicted model, not a curated record. Lineage: Eukaryota; Fungi; Ascomycota; Eurotiomycetes; Eurotiales; Aspergillaceae. Gene Ontology annotation, biological process: nucleoside metabolic process. Gene Ontology annotation, molecular function: catalytic activity. The coding region runs from base 1 to 1683 and encodes 560 amino acids. The transcript has a single exon.
AUGGCGUCUCGCAGGUUUGAGCCAAAAGACUACACGGUGGGAUGGGUGGGUGCGCUCCCCGUAGAGCUUACAGCUGCUUCACAAAUGCUGGAUGAGGAGCAUCCAGAACUUCCCCAUGAUCCAAACGAUAACAACAUUUAUACGCUCGGUCGAAUCGGCAGCCACAAUGUUGUCAUUGCGUGCCUUCCUGCUGGCCAGUUUGGGCCAACCUCAGCCGCCGCAGUUGCCGUCCAAAUGAAGUCGAAGUUCCCAGCGAUACGCGCUGGGCUGAUGGUAGGCGUUGGGGGAGGUGUUCCUGGCUCUGUUGACGUUCGACUUGGCGAUGUGGUCGUCAGUCAGCCGGCUGCAGACCAUGGCGGAGUGGUGCAGUACGACUUUGGGACGGCGACGGCAUCAGGACUCAAGCGGAAGGGCUUUUUGAAUGCUCCACCGGCCAUCUUGCUAAACGCCGUGAGCAAACUGCGUGCAAACCAUAUGAGGCGCCGCAGCAGCAUCUCGCAGCAUCUAUCUUCGUUCGAAGACCUCCCUCGGUUUCAGCGGGCAAAUGCCGGAGUUGACUGGCUCUUCGCUUCUGAAUACACCCAUGUUGAAGGCCCUACUUGUGAGACUUGCAGCAAGGAUCACUUGGUUGUGCGAGCACCUCGGGGGAACGAUAGUGUUGAAAUUCACUAUGGAACCAUUGCUUCAGGUAACCAGGUCAUCAGAAGUGGCAUCACCAGAGACCAGUUGAGUACAGAGCUGGGCAAUGUGCUCUGCUUCGAGAUGGAAGCUGCGGGCUUGAUGAAUGGCUUCCCCUGCAUUGUGAUUCGGGGUAUUUGCGACUAUGCAGAUUCCCAUAAGAACAAGAAUUGGCAGCCAUACGCUGCAGCAACCGCUGCUGCUUACGCUAAAGACCUCUUGUCUGUUAUACCUGCAUCUGAUAUUAUGGAAACAUUUUCUGUUCAGGGCAGUCAGGCAUCACUGCAUUAUGAACAGUCCGUUCUUUUUUCAGGCCAGACGCUGGGUUUUGGCAAUCCUCAGAGGAAAGGCACGCUUAGCAAAUCUGAGAUUUUAAGGCUGAGUCAAGAGGCAUACACGCUUUAUAGUACCCUACGGGGCAGCGAGGAAGCACACUCUAUCGUCGGGCUUUCCGAUGACCUUUUUGGACUCCACUGCUCACUCAACCACCUUUCAAAAUAUAAUGAUCCAGAUAUUCAGCCAGGUCAAAACAGCGGGUGGCAAACAAGUAAUAUCUUCAAGCGACCUGAUGUUCUGAUGCAUCGCUGCAGUGGUGUAUUGGAGGGGAUCCAAAAGACCCUCAAUGAAAAUCAGGGGCCAGAAGUAUUUCUUGGUGAGAGACCGGAUUUGGCAGAGGUGCAGACUACGCCUGGUGAGAUGUCAACACAAACCAAGGCCGCGCUGGUGCAAGCCGAGUUACAAUGGUGCGCUUCAUCUAUGGACAUCCUGCUUGACGGACUGUUACGGUCAAACCAGCCGAAGAUGAAUGGUGAGAGCGGCCGGAAACCUGUACCAGCAGUAUACGGAGCGCGAAUACCAGAGGCGCCUUCAAGCUCUGGGCAGCGUACACAGAAACGACUGGGUUCUGCAACUGUGCAAGACAAUCUGGCAGGGACAAGUAACAAACCACCGAGAAUUCCAGGUAUGGACUUGAUAUCUAUCUGCUGUUGCAAUAUAGCUCAUUAG